Bactrocera latifrons is the source of this 1151-nucleotide messenger RNA. RefSeq names its product transcription elongation factor S-II (gene TfIIS). Gene Ontology annotation, cellular component: nucleus. The transcript is spliced from 2 exons. The record is from RefSeq and is a predicted model, not a curated record. Gene Ontology annotation, molecular function: zinc ion binding; nucleic acid binding. Bases 102 to 1085 code for a protein of 327 amino acids. NCBI's taxonomy places the organism in Eukaryota, Metazoa, Arthropoda, Insecta, Diptera, Tephritidae. Gene Ontology annotation, biological process: transcription elongation by RNA polymerase II; DNA-templated transcription.
UGAAAAAAUACAGCUUGGUUAGUGGAGGAUAUACCGAAAAUUUUGUGCUAGAAAUAUAAAGUUAACGAUUUUGCGUAAAACAUAUUAAAUUAUUUACAAAAAUGAGCGUUGAAGAAGAAGUAUUCAAAAUACAGAAGAAAAUGCAGAAGAUUACAUCGAAUGAUGGCACGGGGCAAGAGCAAGCGUUGGAUUUGCUGAAAGCAUUGCAAACACUCAAUAUCAAUUUGGAGAUUUUAACCAAAACGCGCAUUGGUAUGACUGUAAAUGAGCUGCGCAAGAGUAGCAAAGAUGAGGAAGUGAUUGCAUUGGCUAAAACAUUAAUCAAAAAUUGGAAAAGAUUUCUUGCCGCGCCGGGUGGUUCAAGUGGCAGUAGCACCAAAGAGUCGUCUGCUAGCAAUAACGUGUCUAAAUCGUCAUCAAGUAGCAAAACGAAUUCUUCAUCAUCUAGUAAGGAUAAAGAAAAGAGUUCGUCAAGUUCAUCUAAAGAUAAAAAGCGUGACGAUGAGAAAAAGUCCAAUUCGAGUUCAUCAUCAUCGGCAAAAGACGAACGUCGACCACUGCAAUCAUCGUUUCCCAGCACUGGCGGUUUAACCGAUGCUGUACGCCUAAAGUGCCGUGAAAUGCUCUGUAAUGCGCUUAAGGUUGGUGAAGUGCCGGAAGGUUGUCCAGAACCGGAAGAUAUGGCUACCGAAUUGGAGGAGGCAAUUUAUAUGGAAUUUAAAAAUACUGACAUGAAAUACAAAAAUCGUGUACGUUCGCGCGUAGCAAAUUUGAAAGAUGCAAAGAAUCCCACCUUACGUAGUAAUUAUAUGUGCGGUGCCGUUACGGCACAACAAUUAGCGCGUAUGACGCCCGAAGAAAUGGCUAGUGAUGAAAUGAAGAAAUUACGCGAGAAAUUCGUUAAAGAAGCUAUUAAUGACGCUCAGUUGGCUACAGUACAGGGCACAAAGACCGAUCUACUUAAAUGCGGUAAAUGUAAGAAACGUAACUGCACAUAUAAUCAAUUACAGACACGUUCCUCCGAUGAACCUAUGACAACAUUUGUCAUGUGCAACGAGUGUGGUAAUCGUUGGAAGUUCUGCUGAAGGCAGCACUCAGUUUUUACUAAAAGGCAGAGUCAUUUUGUUCUUAAAAAGAUUUACUUAUUAAUA